Molecule: messenger RNA, 588 nt
Organism: Dothidotthia symphoricarpi CBS 119687
Lineage: Eukaryota; Fungi; Ascomycota; Dothideomycetes; Pleosporales; Dothidotthiaceae
Exons: 3
Coding region: 1-588 (195 amino acids)
Source: RefSeq, a predicted model, not a curated record
AUGCUCAGUCCUACGUGCGGGAACGGCGCGGCGGCGGACCAGGUUUGCGGGCUGGAGGGGCUUCUCUGGUGGUGCGUUGGGGAGGUCGAGGUGGUGAGGAGGGGGUGGAGUUCGGUGAGUGGUGAUGAGGAUGAGGAUGAUGAUGGGCGGGUGGAUGUCGAUGAUGAACGGGUUGAUGAUGUCGAUGAUGAGGAUGAGGAUGUCGAGCGGCGAUGUUGCGCACUCACCGACACCCCACAGCCAUACUCCCCCACCAAACCAAGCGCGAGGCUCAGUCCAUCCCAGUCAUCCUCGUACAUCCAGGGCGCAGCACGGCGCACGGCAGACAAGCCACCGUGCGGAAAGCCGAUGGAGCACCGACCGUACCACACGCUGACUCCCUUCCCAGGCUCCGCGUAUCAUCGACAGUUUAUUCCCGCCCUCACGAUAUCCGCACGGAAAGCCCAACCCCGCAAUGGCCCGUGCGGUAAUCCCACCCCCAUCUCACCACCACGCAAAAACCUCGCCCAACCCGCAAAAACAUACGGCCAGCCGGCAAAAACCAUAUGUUGGAAGCUGUGGGGUUCGAACCCACGCACAUCGCUGUAG